CAUGUCUAUUUCGCUCAAAUUUAACGAAAACCUUACAGAAAAUAAUAAGAAACGGCAAAAAAUAGACUUAAUCAUCGAUUUCAAAUAUUGGCUUGCAUCGCAAUCGUGCGUCUCCUAUAAGAAUGAUAUUGGCUAUAUAAAUAAAAAAUACCAUCCGACAAAAGUGGAUAUUAUGUUCAAAAAAAAAAUUAAGAUGUUGAUUGCGAAUAUUACAGAACAAAGCAAUGCUUUUUUGGUUACUCAAGACGUAGAGAAAUAUGUAUGGAUGGAAGAUACAAGUGCAAAAACAUUCAAUUUUGAAGUUCAAUCUACAGACAAUGAGGUUGAAAAUGUGGUAACUCGUGAAAACCUCUCACAUUACAUAUGUUAUACUUCCUAUAAGAUUGAUUGGAGCAACACAAGAAUUGUAAAAGCUGCAACUAACAUGAGUAAUUUUCUCCUUUUGACUGAGGAUGGCAAAAUAUAUUACACACACAAUUCGAUCGAAGGUAAAGAAAAAGAAUGCAGUAUACAUCAAUUGAAUAUACAUGAAAUGAAUAUCAAAGAGCAGAUUACAAGCAUGAGUUGCGGAUAUAAUUGUUAUGUGAUAGCUACAAACAGUCGUACGUUCUUUUGGGGUUUUAUAUAUAACGACAGAGAGGAUUCUUCUCAUGAUAGUGCCGAAUAUAUGUGCCGAAAUUCAUGGUGUACAUUCGACCCACAUAAAAAAUUUAAUUUUACAUUCAAAACAAUUGUCAAGAUAGCUUGUGGGAUUGAUUACACCCUUGCUCUAACUAAUGAAGGAAAACUCUACUGCUGGGGAGGUCCAUACUUUUAUGAAACGACUUUUUGCAGCAAUCAUUCCGGCAACAAUGACAUUUCCCCUAUCCAGAUGAAUAUAAUUAAUGUAAAAAACCUAUCAGACAUCGCCGUCAUUAAUUACACUAAUUUUGUCAAGUCUAGCAAGAAUGAACUUGUGUACGCAUGGGGUUUUAUUUUUAAAAGACAAUAUAAAGAACCAGCUGUUUGUGAAUAUACGAACGCGUUUGACAUAUCCAACUCGAUGACAGCUCGUUCACCAAUAUCCGUGGCCGAUGAAUUCAUAAAUGAAGAAUUUCACAUAUUAAAAGACUUGGAAACUGCAUUCAACGAUCAGUCAACAAGUGAUCUCACGAUAAUGGUCGAGAAACAAUCAAUUUAUGUUCACAAAGUUAUCCUGAAGAUUCGUUCCACAUAUUUUAGAAGUAUGUUCCAAACUAAUUAUGUUGAAAAUAGACAACGGUACGUUUUUACAAAAAAAAUGUCAUCGUGA
Messenger RNA from Acromyrmex echinatior (Panamanian leafcutter ant), 1291 nucleotides. RefSeq names its product RCC1 and BTB domain-containing protein 1. Gene Ontology annotation, molecular function: protein binding. The record is from RefSeq and is a predicted model, not a curated record. NCBI's taxonomy places the organism in Eukaryota, Metazoa, Arthropoda, Insecta, Hymenoptera, Formicidae.